This is a messenger RNA of Pezoporus flaviventris, 3362 nucleotides long. It is a transcript of the gene CEP126, whose product is annotated as centrosomal protein 126. Gene Ontology annotation, cellular component: centrosome; midbody; ciliary base. The record is from RefSeq and is a predicted model, not a curated record. NCBI's taxonomy places the organism in Eukaryota, Metazoa, Chordata, Aves, Psittaciformes, Psittacidae. Gene Ontology annotation, biological process: non-motile cilium assembly; mitotic spindle organization; cytoplasmic microtubule organization.
GUUGCUAUGGCACCGGGAGGGCGUCCGGCUGUGGACGCGGCCCGCUGCGGUGUGAGGCAGCAAGCCCGAGGCGCUGAAUGGAGCCCUGCGGGACUGGCGGCGGGGCGGUGCAGAGGCAAAUACCCCUCGGAGGACUCCAGGACAGCGCGGGUGGGACGUGGUGCGCUGCUGCCGUGGAUAGAGCUUUACCAUUUCAUUUUGAGCAAGAUUUAGCAGAAGAACGCCAGGCAUUGAAAGAAGAUCAAAAAAUAUGUCGGAGUAGGGCACAGAAAUAUUCAAUAGAGACAAACAGAAGAAGAAGAGCCUUUGAAGAAAGACAAAAGCAAGCUGAAGAGAAAGAACAAAGAUUUAGACAACAAGUUCUGCUGCAGAGGAAAAUGAAACUUCAGGAAGCAACUGAUAAGUUCCAGCGUGCUCAUCUGCCUUUUUCUCAGCACAAACAAAUAGUCCAGACAAAAGCAGCCUCUCAGUUAGAAGAAGCUCUUGAACAAAUUAAAGGAUCAGUUUUAACACCAGGCUGCUUGCCCAGCAGAAACAAACCCAACUUCAGAACCGCAGAUGACACUUCAUCCUCAUCAGCAUCUAGAAACAGUUUUUGCCAUCAGAAGCAGAUUUCAGCAAUGGUUGGCUGGGAUAAAACAAUACAAGAGAGCAGUAGAACAAACAUGGAUAGUAACCAACUUCUCUUCCAGAAAAAUCUGAAAGAAAUGCAACAGCUCCUUGAAAAACAGCAUCUCAGCAAUGUGGAGAAUUUUCAUCAAGAAGUCAAGAAAACAGAUGAUUCAGGAAGCGUGUUAAGCCUCGACAGUCUUGAGGCUGGAGAACAAAGUGGAAAUUACACAACACCAAGUGAAUCAUCUUUGACUGCACCGUGUGACUGUACCCUCUACAAUCCAGACAAAUCACUGACCAGGAAUAAUGGUUUGCUUUAUACAGCUCAAAGUACUUCUUCUAAAAAUAUGCAUCUAAAUAAUUGUGUGAGAAAUGUAGCUUCGCAAUACUACCACAACUUACCUACUCAUGAUCUUUUAGCUAAACAUAAUGUUCUAACUCCUGCUGAACAUGUAAACACUUCAGAGGAGGAAUCAACUGCUUCUGACAGAUCUGGAAAAAAUACUGCAGAGUUCUCUACCUCUGGUAAGCAAGAAAUCUCUGUAAGCAAUGUGUUUAGUUUUCUGCAAAAUAUAAAAGAAGAAAGAAGCAAGCCAUCUUCUGGAACCACUUACACAUUAGCCACUUGUCAUGCUGUUUUGAAUCCCAGCAAAACCUGGGCCAGCCCUGAGUCUAUUCCAGGAGAAGGAGUUCAGGAUCUGAUGCAAGAUCAGAGUUUUAAAAUGACCCCACAAAAAAGAAAUGCAUCUGUGCAAACCUCUAGUCAACCUAUUGCAACAUCUAAAAUCUCAUUUCCUAAUCAGGGAUGUUCCACUGGCAUUCCCAGCACAGCUGAUACAUUACCAAAGGACAAAAACAUCAGUAUGGAGUUUCUAAAAUAUACCUCAGGAAAAAUUACUGUAACAAAGGAAGAAAAUAUUAAAGGUAUUGAUUACAUUAAUCCAGGAUCAUCUUUAUUUCAGGACAUACCAAAUGCCUCAGUUCUGUGUGAUGUUAAACAACAGAAUAACAAAGAGGAAGAAAAUGGAAAUAUGAUUGAAACUAUGUCACUGCUGUCUGAUACAGAGUUCAGAUCUGGCACUCCUGCACAGCACAAAAACCUGAAAAACAAUAUUCUUGAAAGAGAAAGAGAAAAGUUUCUUGGUAGUAUCUUAAAGAAGGAUUGUAAAUAUGAACCCAGUCAUUUCAAAGCUGUGGUUAUGAACCACGGGAUCAGUUUUGGAACACAGCCCAUGUCUUCUAUCAGAGACAGUAUAGAACUGGCAAAAAUUAAAAAGAAAAGUGCAGAAAACAACAAAUACAAUAGAAAAAUCAAAUGGUGUGAUCAAAUUAACCAGAUAAGAAUAGAAAAUAAUGAAAAAUGCUAUGAAGAAAACACCAGUGAAAUAUCUUCUGCACAGCUGCAAUAUGUUCAAGCUAUAAAUAAUGCUCCUAAGAUUAAUUUAAGUAUUGUUGCUCAACCUUCAAACCCGAUGUUCAUAAAAAAUCACCAGGAAAACUCUCAUAUAUCAAAACCAAACGUUAAUACUGAAGAAUCAAAUAGAGAAUGCACAUCUCUGAAUAUGUUUAUGUCUACUGGAUCUGUUUCUGCAAAAAAAGCCUGGAUGGUAUCAAAUGAUGAAGAAAGUAAACCAGCAGUACAUGGUAAUAAUUCUAAAAUUAAUGAAGGUAGUCAGCUGAAAAAUAGGGCAGAAAUAGCUAGAAAAACAAUCUCUGCAAGACCCCAGCCAAGAUUUAUGACUGAGAAGAAAACAGGCACUAUAAUCCAAGCACAGUUGGCUGCAGAAACCAACAAAACUCGAAAAUCUCCAGGGAAAUUCCUAGCACCUCACCCACCAUCCAUACCUCUGCCAAGAAGCAGAAGUGGUGAAAAUGCAGCCAGCCCUGGGUGUCAGCCACUCCUGCCUUCAAGUCUUCCAGCAACCGCUACAAGCAGGAAUGAUUUAAAUGAAAGGUAUGUUGUGUUAGCAGAUCAGGUUUUAAAUAGAAACGGUACAGAAUACAGUCAGAGUAUUACUUGUCAUUCUGACUUGUCCACUGUGAUUUUUACACCGGGCUGCAGCGUGGCCAAGCACGGACCUUGGGAAAAAAAUACUUGUUCUGCAAAGAGUGUUCAGAUGAGCGCCUGUCAGGAUCAUUCAAUAACCUGCACUGGAAGAAGACCUGUUAACACAGAAAGUGGAUUACAUCGCCAUCAUAUCCCAGCAGCUGGAAAAACAAGUACCUCCCGGCAAGGAGUACAUAGUGCCCAAGAUCCAAAAGGCUCUGCUACUGUUUCAGAGAGCACCAUUCAGUUUCUCAUGGCAGAAAAACUAGCAAGUGGACCUCUUGCAGAGGAUGAAAUCCUGGCAGCCUUGGGAAGUGUGCAACCAGCCAGCUGGUCCUUAUUGCCUAACAGGGCUCCGUGUCCAGGCAUGAGUGCACUUUCAGUAGAAGAAAUGAGGAUUUUGCAGUCUCUUGAUUGUCUCAAUCAAAGGCUACAAAAUGUUCAAGAAGCCAUUACUAGAAACCUAUCUGCUUCAAAUAUUUUGCAGAUAAUCACCCCUUUAAGCGUUCAGCAGUGUAUCUCCUCCCCUUUGGCACACGCGGCGACAGCCUCCCAGCAGUAGCACAGUGCCUCAGGUAGCCGUCAACUGCAGCUGUAUAGAAGAUUCUGACAGUGUCUGCUCCAGGAUAUUGCACGUGUACAUACUUUCUACGUAAUGCAUGUACCAUCUGACACUACAAAAUUAGCAACAAAAUAAAGAUGA